ACCUGUGUUUUCCGUUUCUCAGCCACUGGUGACUCCGUUGUGCACGGCCUGGAACGGAAUGGCAGUGAACACAGCCUGAAAUUCCACGCCGGCAACCUGAUCUUGUAGCCAGGAGCCAGUUCAGAAAAGUUUGGCCCUUCAUAUUUCUAAAGCGGCCUUUUCUCUUUUCGCUACAGAAAUGGGCAAGUUUAUGAAACCCGGGAAGGUGGUGCUGGUUUUGGUCAGAUGCUACUCUGGAUGCAAAGCCAUCAUGGUGAAGAACAUUGAUGAUGGCACCUCAGACCGGCCAUACAGCUGUGCUCUGGUGGCUGGGAUCGACCGUUAUCCACGCAAAGUGACAGCUGCCAUGGGCAAGAAGAAAAUCGCCAAGAGGUCAAAGAUCAAGUCUUUCGUGAAAGUUUAUAAUUACAAUCACCUUAUGCCCACGAGGUACUCCGUAGAUAUCCCCUUGGACAAAACUGUUGUCAACAAGGAUGUCUUCCGAGAUCCUGCCCUUAAACACAAGGCACGAUAAGAGGCAAAAGUCAAGUUUGAGGAAAGGUACAAGACUGGCAAGAACAAAUGGUUCUUCCAAAAACUAUAAUUUUAGACAUUU
Messenger RNA from Erinaceus europaeus (western European hedgehog), 595 nucleotides. Its product is annotated as large ribosomal subunit protein eL27-like. Gene Ontology annotation, biological process: translation. Bases 179 to 514 code for a protein of 111 amino acids. The record is from RefSeq and is a predicted model, not a curated record. NCBI's taxonomy places the organism in Eukaryota, Metazoa, Chordata, Mammalia, Eulipotyphla, Erinaceidae. Gene Ontology annotation, molecular function: structural constituent of ribosome. The transcript has a single exon. Gene Ontology annotation, cellular component: cytosolic large ribosomal subunit; ribosome.